This is a messenger RNA of Stylonychia lemnae, 468 nucleotides long. The record is from the annotation of a GenBank genome assembly. NCBI's taxonomy places the organism in Eukaryota, Ciliophora, Spirotrichea, Sporadotrichida, Oxytrichidae.
AUGGAAGAUAAGAAGUAAAGAUUGUUGGAACUGGUAGGAAGAUAGCCAAGAAAUCAAUCAUUCAGUCACAAAAAGAAUAAGAAAGUUUCUUCAAUAGAAUCAUAGAAGUCUCUUAAAUUCACAAAUAACAUAACAAUGGACAGAUCUCAUAUUAACUAGUCAAUGCCUGUUUCUAAUAAAUAUACAAACGCUUACAAUCCUUAUGAGAAAAAUAAGCAAUCAGCAUUCUACUUAAUCAAGUCAAACUAAGAGUCUUUCAAAAUUCAAGAAAAACUUGAUACUAAUAGAUAAAUUAGGAAAAACGACUCAAGUCAAGAUGGAUCAGAUGUGGAAAACUCUGAUGGGUAAAAUUACAGUGAAUACAGUGAUGAAAGAGAGCUAAGGCUAUUGAGGGAAAAAGAAGAAGCAAAUGUUAAGACUUCAUAAGAUAACUAAAAACCAACCAAUAAUUAUAUCGGGCAAUAAUGA